AUGGAAAAUAAAUACACUAGAAUCAGACUGGACGAUCUGAAAACAUUUGAAGUUGUUGCUUUGAAUUCCAUAGAGAAAUUCGAUCCAGCCAAAUUUGACCCGAACAAUAACUCGAGACUGUUCUUCAAGUUAGUUGGAACUGAACAACGUGUCCAAGUCUUUGAAAUUCUGGAAUUGGAAAACAAUUUGAGACAUGAUGAAAAACUUGCUGAAAUGGACAAAACUGGAAUGAAAUUAGUGGAGGAAAAACAUUUGGAGAAGAAAAUCAGCAGAGAGAAGAAGGAUGAAAAGCUUGCUGAAUCAGACGAAACUGGAAUGAAAAUAGUGGAGGAAAAACAUUUGGAGAAGAAAAUCAGCAGCGAGAAGAAGGAUGAAAAGCUUGCUGAAUCAGACGAAACUGGAAUGAAAAUAGUGGAGGAAAAACAUUUGGAGAAGAAAAUCAGCAGCGAGAAGAAAGAUGAAAAGCUUGCUGAAUCAGACGAAAUGAAAAUUAAAGCGAUAGAAGAAUUUUUAUUGAAGAACGGUGACAACUGCAAGAAAAAUCAUUCAGAAGCAGAAAAUGAGAGAACAAAUGCGAAAUCAGUCGGGAAUAAGAAAAUUGAAACUGUUUGUGAAGGAAAAAUGGAAAUUAUUUUGAGCACUGUUAAUCAAUUUCAAAAUCAAGUUAUGGAUAUGAAUGCAGAAAGGACUCAAGAAAAUGACGAAGAGAAUGUAUGGAAGGAAUCUUUUUAUGAACUGCAAAAAAAAUCGUUAUCAUUUUGUAAAGAAGUGAUAGCGAUAUGCAAUUCUGAAACUGCAAAUGAGGAGAGGGAAAAAGAGAAAAACCAAUUCAGCUCAAAGGAGAAAGAAAAAACAUUGAAAGCAUCUGAAUCAGCAUCAUCCUGCAAUGAUAAUGAAAGUAUGUUGAAAAAAGAAUUACCAAUUUUACAAAUUACGUGA
Messenger RNA from Leptopilina boulardi, 939 nucleotides. Its product is annotated as DNA ligase 1-like. The record is from RefSeq and is a predicted model, not a curated record. The coding region runs from base 1 to 939 and encodes 312 amino acids. The transcript has 4 exons. NCBI's taxonomy places the organism in Eukaryota, Metazoa, Arthropoda, Insecta, Hymenoptera, Figitidae.